AUGCCUGAAGCCCUAUCUACUGAAGCCCCAUCUACGCCUCCUCACCACCGAUACCUCUCUCGUGAUGAGAUUAUUGAGGCCCACGCCCUGCAUCGAGCAGGCCACAGCUACAUGUUUAUUGCAAACCAGCUUAAUUGUACAAGAAGACAAGUUGGUUAUGCAAUAACUAGGAGCUCUGUUACACCUAAAAAGUGCUCUGAUCAUCCACCCCGUCUUACUAAUACCCAAGUCGAUGAGCUUGAGGCAUAUAUCCGAUCGUCCCAUAACACCCGACAGAUGAGUUAUCUCCAACUUGCUCAGGGCCCUUUUGAGCACUAG
Messenger RNA from Westerdykella ornata, 318 nucleotides. RefSeq lists its product as uncharacterized. The transcript has a single exon. The coding region runs from base 1 to 318 and encodes 105 amino acids. The record is from RefSeq and is a predicted model, not a curated record. NCBI's taxonomy places the organism in Eukaryota, Fungi, Ascomycota, Dothideomycetes, Pleosporales, Sporormiaceae.